AUGGCUCGCAAUCUUCCACUAUGGCUGCGGGUACCCGUGUUGAUGUCUCCUUACGGCGUCGCGCUAGAAGAUCCUGGAUUAUCCAAUCGCCCAAAGACUACUGACUGGGUUACUUACCGGGUAACUGGCUCGGAGGAAACACGCCCCCGGAUCUUCCUCCACAAUAUCAAUGUGAGAUUUCUCCAACUUCCAACUUUUGCUCUUCUCAUCACCCUGGCCCAGCCCAAACGUAUCUACGCGCCGGGCUCCGGCCCAUGA
Molecule: messenger RNA, 258 nt
Organism: Penicillium malachiteum
Lineage: Eukaryota; Fungi; Ascomycota; Eurotiomycetes; Eurotiales; Aspergillaceae
Exons: 1
Coding region: 1-258 (85 amino acids)
Source: RefSeq, a predicted model, not a curated record